AUGGUGAACCAGACAAGCUCAUUAACACCAGGCAUAGCUAUAUUUCUUUCAGCUCUAAAUUUUGUUCUUUCCAUCACCGCAUUCGUGGGGAACACACUGAUCCUGGUGGCUCUUUAUAAAGUGCCCUCUAUUCAUCCACCGACAAAACUGCUAUUUCGAUGUCUUUCAGUCACUGAUCUUUGCGUUGGACUUUUUCUGCAACCAUUGUUUGUUAUCCGUAUACUAAAUAGUGCGACAAAGAUAAUUAGCCCUGGGAAUUUUUUCUACAUCAUCGAAGCAAAUUCAUCUUCAAGUUUUAUUUUGUGUGCAGUAUCAGUCCUGACAUCGACCGCUAUAAGUUUAGACAGACUUCUCGCCCUUACGCUGGGCCUGCGAUACAGAAUCGUUGUAACGUUGAAGCGAGUUGCUGUACUAGUUACUUGUUUCUGGUUGAUUGGUAUUUUGUUGGGAAUGAUGCGCUCUUUCGUGAGCUUACGAAUUGCUUUAAAUGGGGCUAUAAUCUGGGCAAUAUUAUCGUUAGUAGCCUCAACCUUUUCCUACGUAAAGAUAUUUCUCAAACUUCGGCAACACCAAGGUAGAGUGCAAGACCGUCGUAAACAAGAGCAACAGAACGAAGGAUUACCGCGGCCAUUAAACAUGCAACGAUACAGGAGAACCGUUUCCAGCAUAGCCUGGAUUCAGAUGACAAUGGUUGCUUGCUAUGUUCCAUUCAUAGUAGCGACGGUGUUAAACCGUUAUAGAAGAGACAAUGAUAUCGCGUGGAAUGUUUCAGUCACAAUGUUAUACCUAAAUUCCUCUCUGAACCCAUUAGUUUUUUGCUGGAAGAUGAAAGAAAUCAAACGGGCAGUGAAGAACACGGCGACAGAGUCGUGUUGCCUACAGUCGAACCCCGAUAAUGCGGACACUGAGGGGACCACGGAAAGUCUCCGUAUUAACGGGGUGUCUGCAAUAAGCGGGUUGAAUUCAGAGAAAAUGUACGGCUUACUGUCCCUAGGGACAAAGCAAACUGUCCGUAAUAACGAGGUGUCCGUAUUAAGUGGGUGUCCAUAAAGCGACGUUUGACUGUCUCUACGUACUUAGGUGGACACAUGUCAGAAAACGUCUCAGGAUCGUGCUUCCGAAUAUAAACCGUCUCUAUGUCGACCCUUAACAAUGGAAGUUUCUGAGAAUUCGAAAUUAAGUUUACUUCAGGGGCACCCAACGAGAAUAUAGUUCAAAACCACGUUAACAUAGCAUUUUUAAACGUAUUUUAGUAUUUAAACGGUAGAUAUAGGCAUAUUUCUAUCCCCUAAAAAUUUUUCAUCUUUUCUGAUUUACUAGCUGAAAGUCUAGUGAUCCGAAAACUGUAGGAUCAAAACUUAUCUUUUCGAAAAUUUCACCCAGAGAAAGGGCUCCCGAAAAUUCUAGGUGACCUUUUCAGGAUAAAAAUCCGUUAAAAAUGGGCAAUUAUAUCAUUUUUUAGAUGUUCGAAAAUCCUAGGAGAGGCAGGCAAGCAAGAAAUUUUACAACAAAUGUUCCGAAAAUUCUAGAUCUCAAAUCGUCUUCCGAACGGACAUUUUCCGAAAAUUGAAGUUGGGUGCCCCUGUUAAUUAUUGAAGAGAACCAUAGCCUCCACCUUCAAUUUAGAGUAGAGAAAGUUUCUAUGGUAAUAAGUAUUGCAAGAUAGUGAUAUGUGUUUUCACGCAUUAUUGGAUGGAAUAAUUAUUCUUUAUCCAAAAGGACGAAGCUCGGACGACGUACGUUAGUUCUAGUUACUUAUUUCAAGUUAAUAAGAGUUUUUUUUUGAUGAGAGGAUAAGUUAAACGCUUUCUUAGCUGCAGCAUAUGAGUUCUUUUAAAUUCAAAGAGUUUGUUGACAACAUUACGCCGGCUGAAAACCAGUAAUAAAUGGCCAUGAUUUAGCUGCAAAUUUUUAUAAUCAACAAAUUAUCGUAGUUCACAAACCAUGUCGCAUCGACGCGUUUACAAGGUUCAAAUUCAUGCCACACGUUUAAUAAGAAACGUCCAGCUACAACAGAAACAUUUUCGAGAAAGAAACAAAAAGGUUCACAAGGAACUUAAAGCGUUGGUCACCUGCUUAUCGUUGGCAUGCUUCCAUCGGCAAAAGGAAGUCGUUUAGUAGUCUCUGAUAUUGAUUCGGGAGUCUUGACAACGUCUCUCCCCAGAACAUUCUUGAUUCUCGAGUUCAAUAUCACCUCGACAGGGGCGUAGCCAACAUUAUGGCAUAGAGGGGUUUCUAAUGUGGUAUUUUUGUCUAGAUUGACAAUCGAGCUUUAGAAGACAUGGGGUGUAAGGCAUUCUCGCGCGGAAAAGUUUAAGACUUUAGGUCCUCAGAAAUUUCGUUUUGUGAUUCUGAGCACAAAUUUCCAAUAACAGUGCCAAAUGAAGGUAGUAUUUUUUGUGCUUUCAGUGUUAAGAUAGUGUGAUAGACUUAAAAAUGUAUAUAUCCAUAAUCGUUGAAUACAUUAAAACACACACUGUAGUCCUGUGGGCAUGAUUUGCCCUUUACUCAGCAAGAAGGAGACAUCAUGGAUGCUUCCCUACAAAGGUGUCAAUUGUUGGACUUAGGUCAAAUUGCGUAAUACAAUGAAUGUUCAUCAGAGCAAACGCAAAAUCUAGGGAAUAAAAUCGCUAGUCCUAGCUGACAAAUCAGUCUAUUUUGUUUUUUGAAAUUAUAGUUUAAUCAUAGUAUCUGUACAGUAUGUUGCCCAGUAUCCGGACGGUACCAGUAUCCGGACACUUGAAACAAAAACUCAAUUUUUGAGGCGCCCUUUUCAGUUCUCGGUAAACGAAGUAUUUCGAAUGAAAGCUGAACAUGUCAGCUUUAAGAUGAAAGUUUUGGCGAUUUGAAAGCUUGCGAAACAGUCGAGAAAGACGCCGUUCUGUUCAGGUGAGUAAACUUUUCGUGGCUAAUAUUUACGCUGUUUACUGCGCAGUAAAAUUAGUGCUGGUCAGAAAAGGGAGGGUAAUGUGUAAUAUUUUCAAAGAAACUGUUUUAUUUUUUAAGUGAAGAUACUUAAGGAAGUCAGGUUUUCAGAAAGUUUAUUAAUUCUUCUUGAAAUUCGAUUUGUUUGGAAUAACGGAGGCCAGAAACAUUCACUAAGUUUUGAUGUCACGUGCCCAGUAUCCGGACAGAUUUUUCUUUGAUGUACAGAAUCGAUGAAUUAGCUGUGUAAUUUAUCCAGAUAAGAUUUAUUUCAUAUCAGUAACUGUAAUUAAAGCUUAGGAUAUAUGAUAUAGUCGUAAAAUGUAAUUCUACUCAAAUGCGUAUGGAAAUUUUCUUCACUCAUUUAGAGGCGACUUGAUUUCAUGUGCACGGCUUGUUUCGCGUGACUGCAUUUUCUAUAUAUAACUGAAAGCGUCUGAGUUGAACCUGGAAUUCUCAUACUUUCCCCAGUUGUGACUGCUAGAAUUGGGUUGCAACGGUCUGAAAAAUGUCACAAAGGGAUUGAGAGAUGUGAAAGAAGGAGGAAUUAGUGCUAGAAAAGCAGGCUUAUUGUGGGGACUGACCAUGAAGAAAUCAACACUGCAGUCCAGACUAAAUAGGAGAGUGACCUUUGACCGUCUGGUUAAGGUCCAUUCCCCAAGCUCUUUUUUAAAAUAAAAAAUGAAGAAAGAAAGUCGUUUGCAGAUUAGCUAAUUGAGCUUGCAAACUGCGGCUUCGGCAUGUCCACGGAUGCCUUUCUUGCAUCAGUGAAAAAGUUCCUAGACAAGGAAGUAAGAAUUAUACCAUUUUUAAAACAGCCGGUCGCGUUCCCCACCAUACCCCAAUCAUUUGCGGUCAGUAUAAAACAUGGACUGCGGACUGCGGACUGCGGACCACGGACUGCGGACUGGGUAUAAAACACGGACUAGGUAUAAAAUGCGGACUCCGGACUGAGUAUAAAACACGGACAAGGUAUAAAACGCAGACUACGGACUACGGACUACGGACUAUGUAUAUAAAAACAGCUUUAGAAGGUAAAACUGAGAGAAAUGGAAAGCGGACUAGCAAAAACAGUACUCCCAGCUUUAACAUUCCCUUGGCUGUUCACGUAGUCUAUUCUUCCCACGGAGAAGGAAGGUUAUGCCGGUACUCAAGGCAACUGAAAUUAAACUCUGAAUUUUAUAAAAAGAAUAGGAGUUUGAAGAGAUUUCAAUUUGCAGUUGUUAAAAAAAAUAGUAUUGGUGUUAGUCUGAUCAGUAAAAUACUUAUCUGAUGCCACAAUUCCGUUUCAAAUAAAGCCUUGGGAAUACGAGGACUGAAUGAAGAACCAAGACGAGAAGGUUAAUGUUGUGCAUUCCGCGAUGCACAAAAGCAGUAUUUAGGUGGGAGGCAUUACUCACAUACGUGAAUAAUAACCGAAAUGAGUCAUCCAACGUGAUAUUCUAAGCGAUGAUUAUGAUGACAUGAUUUACACCCUGCUCCUGACCCCCGGAGGGGGGUACUACUGGGAAUUCUUUGUGGGGGUGUAGUGCCCGGUUCUCCGAAUCCUGACUUUAUUACAGACCAAAAAAUUGUCAUUUUCCACACCCGUUUUCAGACUAGAUCUCUAAAAUCCAUACCCAUUUUCGGACCUGGCCUAAUUUAGCCUGUACCAGGUUCUCAGAUAGUUGGGGAGACUCCCCAGUUUUUUCCCGUUUUAUUUUCGUGUUUUCGUUUUUUCAAUUCAGCGGACCCAACUAUCUCAGAGCCUUGAACAGGUUAGGUCUAAUUAAGCAGAAAUUUUGUCAUCAUUACCAAGUUCGAGCGGAAACAAAAAAAAUUCUCCAAAUGCAUUUCGAAUUCGCACAUUUCUAUUUCGUUCUUAUUCAUUUGGAAUUGAAACGAUUAAUACGUCCAUUCAUGUGCGCUCCCGUAGUUCCCUCGAAAACCAUACCCGAUUCCACACCAAAAUGGACAAAGUGUUUUCAGACCAAAAAGGCCCAAACCCCCACCCUUCCAUUAUAAAAGGGAGUACCACCCCUGAUCCUGACCCCUUUCAUGAUUGUUAGAGACCAAAACAAGGUCUAAAAAUGGGUGAAGAAAAUAGCAUUUUGAUCCGGCUCAUGAUUCAGAGAACGAGGCGGGACACCUCCACCAAGAAUUUUUAGGAGUAUUUACAACUUUAACUCACGUGUCUUGCUAUUUAGCGAUCUUUUGAUCUUAUUUUUCCUUACCUAGAACCAAUUUGCACGGUUUUUACCAAAGUAGUCCGUAGUCCGUAUUUUAUACCCAGUCCGCAGUCCACGUUUUAUACCUUGUCCGUGUUUUAUACCCAGUCCGUAUUUUCUAGUCCGCGUUUUAUACCUAGUCCGUAUUUUAUACCCAGUCCGCAGUCCGUAGUCCGCAGUCCGCAGUCCGUGUUUUAUACUGACCGCAAUCAUUUGUUAUGUUUUAUUUCACGAUGCUAGGUUAUAUUUUUGGAAUCGAUUGCCAGAUUACUUUGCAAGUGCAAGAGAAGCUUAUGAGUCGCUUGCCUGUCGAAAUUUAUGUACAGUUACGUUGUUAUUGUUGUGUCCGGAUACUGGGCCAGCUGUCCGGAUACUGGGCAACAAAGGAGCUCUGCAAAAAUAUUUAUUUCGCGAUGGAAACAAAGGCAAAAAAGUUAAACUGUCUUUCGUCAUAUUAAGGUCUAGAUAGAUUUUCUCUGGGCCAAAUUUCAGAGCUCUUACGGUUAACAAAGGAAAGUUAUUGCAAUCUUAAACUGAAGUGUCCGGAUACUGGGCAACAUACUGACGCUAUUGAGACCUGCCAAUCUUGAAUACUGUAAACAAAAACAGCAUCUUGUGUCCGUUAAUAUCGGGACUCUCGCAACAGGACCAAGCUAACCCAUCAACGCCUACGAAGUCAUUAUUCGUUGCCAUUAAAUAUUUCUGUUUUCUGAUUCUACUGACACAGUCUUUUUUCUUAAACUUGCCAUAAUUACUCAAGUUAAAGUUGAUACCACCUAUUUUAUCAUCUGUUCUAAGUCACAUUUGAUUUAACGUGCGUUUGUGCGUUUAGUGUUGUUUCACUAAGCGCUCUAAAAUGGUUGUUUACCUUUCUACGGGUCUAUAAUGCGAGCUUCAUUUUCUUUUGGCAGAAAAUAACAUAUGAGCUGACAUAUGUGAGAAAAAUAUCACUUGUUCCUAGCUCGUAUUAGUACACCUGUGUAUUUCAACAGAAUUACUAAACAAAUCAACUGCGAUGCGUUUAGUGAUACGUUAUGUAGCUAUUCUAGCUUACGAGUUUGUGGACGGAAACUUAAUAAAGUUCUCAAGGUAAUUUAACUCUUUUGAGUCUGUGGACGAAAUCCAAUGGACAUGAUGAUCAUUAAAAUGAACACUCUUUGGCAGUAGAUUUGAAUGGAACUACUUCUUUUUGCUGUAUAACAUAGUUCAAACUUUUUAGUCUUUGAAAGAAAACCUCUCUUGAGUCACGGUGGCCACUCCAAUGAGACGUCCCUGGGAGUCCUUGCAAGUUGCUUUUUUAUUUUAUAAUAUUUUACAAACUGUAUUUUAUAAAAGGGGUAAAAUAAGUGCAGUAACAAGAAUAGCCUCUACACAGACGUUGUUUUAUUCGGCGAGCACGGAGCCCGAGCAAGAGAAAAAAUAGACGUUGUUCUAUUUUUCUUUUCUUUGUUUUCGAAAUCGGUUUUUAUCACGCGCGCUCGACGGACUUUGAGGAGAAAAUAGAGGCUCUGUGAACAGGCUAUGACAAGAAGAAUUUCUUUCUAGCCGAAGAUAUCCAACAGUCACCUUCUUUAUCUCUAGUUUUAUUUACAUUUGACUUGGGACAACUUAUUUUUACAGCUCAGUAAAUAAAUUAACUUCCAUAAUUUUAGCUUAAUUCACCUAAUCUCUGGAGAGCGAAAGAUAUUUUUAAGAAAUUAAAAGCAUUUCCACUAAAAUCUUUUGCAGCAGCAAUAGAGCCGUUCUAAUAUUUAGUGACAGCUUUGUAUCAGUCGUUCACCUCUGCACCACUACCAACGGAUGGUUGCUCUCAACACACAGUUUAUUCGAACUUUCAGAAAAGAAAAUCGUUGAAAAAAAUGAUUACUCUAGCGCUCAAUUUGUAUAACCACUUUACUUCAACGGACUAGCUUAGAACUGAAAAGGAUAUUUCGAACAAUCCUAAGAACCGCCGUCUGCCGUUAUUUGGGUCGCCACCGACGGUAAAAAAAAAAAAAAUAAAAAAAAAAACCUGCGCGGCUUUGUUCCGGCUAAAGCCAACAAUUUGGUAGCAAAAUGAAAGAUUCAUUUUUAAUUAUUUUCUGUCUCAUGCGAGAUCUAACAAUACAAAGGAACUUUGAUCGGUUGUUGUUGAUAGCCUUCCAUCGUCAACAGAACCUACACAUCUCCUUCGUAGCCUACCAAUCGCGUAGCAACAGUGUGUACUCAGCUGGCGAUGCAAGGGAUCCUGCCGCUAGGUGAGCCUUCAUAUUCUCCAAAAGCGAAAACAAAAAUCCAAGUGACUUGCACAAAAAAUGGAGACUGCGUUGAAGGCCGCGCCUGUCACGUGAUUGCGUCGAACGUCUGUCCAUUAAAUAUUGGGGGCACAUCCAGCAAGGCUCCGAUGGUUAAUUCGGCUGCCUUUUCCGCCAGCUUUGAAUUGUCAGGAUUUUCCUGUUGAAAUACAAGAUAUCCUUUAGUGGUUAUAACAUGGGAUUCAACCCCACCAAACAUGAAAGCCAACUGUUGUAAACGAAGUCGUUCGCGUAGUUGGCUUGUUUACGCCCUGGGGCGUAAACAAUCCAACUAUACGCGACUGACAAGCGACGCCAAUGACUUCGUAAAUGCUAAAAGCUAUGCACUAGAGAGAAACCUCUGCCCGCAGAGUAACGUCCAGAAUAAGUCUUAAUUUAACACAGAACCCUUCUGAACUCUACGUAGCAGUGGGCAUUGAGAAGUCACGGUUAGGUUCUGUUGGUUUUAGUUCAAAUAAAUGUGGUAACACUCUCUUAGGGCCUGUAAUUUGGCUACAAAUUUUCACACCAGUUAGAAACGACAACAUAGAAAGUUGUUAGACUAUGUAAUUUUUUUAAAUAUUCCUGUGAAGUUCGCUACGAAGAAUAAUGUACUGUACCUUUUGAUUAUUGAUGCCAAGGCUGACAAAUACACCAAAACAAAUAGCACAAUGUUCAUGAACACGUGACUUCAUUUCCUCUAUAGCAAGCUGUCCAGUGGCAAAAAAUAAAUGUUUCGUAACACAAAGUGAAAAACUUGUUCAACUUUAGUUAACUAGAAAAAAGAUGAGUUUAUAAGUAAACAAACACACACAAAAUUGGAAAGCCGAUACCACCCUGCAUUUUCCGAACCCCCCGGCAAUGCCUAUGAAUUGUAGCUUGACAGAGAUUCGUACCGGCGAGCAAAUCAUAAACGAGGAUCCAUAUAGUUUGGGAUGCAUGCAUACUAUUGAUGCUGCACUAAGCUACACAAUGGUAAAGUAGGCGACUCUGUGAAUUGGCUUGAGUAAAAUAAUAUUAACAAGGAUCUCCUACAAAUAAUAAGGAAUCUCCGCCGGCCUUGAUUAGCUCUUGCCUUUUGUGGGUGGAACUGUAAUUUGAAAAUGCGUGAGAAUAAAUAAAUAAAUAAUAUAUAUAUAUAUAUAUAUAUAUAUAUAUAUAUAUAUAAAUAAAUGAUACCCUAGUUUUCUCGACUUAUAACAGACAAUUUUUGUUAUCAGUUAAACUAAACACGUCUCGUCCAGGUAAGCAAAUUUUAACUGAUUAGAUAUCGAGGGUGACCAUCACUACACAGGGCCCGGGGUUCUAAUGACACCUCAACCAACCUUGAAUUCAGUGAAGUUCUUUCUGCAGUUUGAAAAUCUAACAAUUAUCAACCUAAGAUCUUUCGCAAGACAAAGAUUGCAUUUUCGUGAGAUUUCUUGCGUAAACUGCAUCACAAAUGUUGGUACGCAAACCUGAAGCAAAGAAAAGCAUCAUAGUUCAUGGUUAGUAAAAGACAGCCACUAUGGUUAGGCCUUUCAUAGAGAAGAGUAGAUGUGUCUGCUUUACCAUUAUUUUGCGAUUUUCCCUCAAUAAUAUGUCCUGUCAACACAUGGCUCCUCCCAACACAUGAUGUGCAAGUGGUAAAUGAUUAAAUCAAGCCGAAACCAAUUAUAAAACUCCACACAUUUUCGAACGGUUAUGGAGCUUAAGCAAUGACGACACCAACCGCAACGACACCGGCAAUAACGUAAUAGAUUUAAAUUGGCAAAACAACAACUCUGCACGUGCAUCACGCUUUUUUUGUACAUUUCUCUGCCAUCGCCAGACGACUACAACGUGAAACUGCCUGUAGUAAUUUCACGUUUUGUCGAGGACGGGAACAGGAGACAACAACUUUGCUUUUCUUUUCCUGAACUUUGAUGCAGUCCUUUAGAUAUAUAGAAUUAAAUUCAAAAAAAAAAAAAAAAAUUGCCAACAUUUGACGAAUUAAACGAGAUGGAAUGAGCGCGAUUAAGUUUGAGGCAGCGCGAAUUCACUUUUUAAGUCAGGUUUUCCUAGCCGUCGCCGUCGUUGUUGCUUAUAUAAACUUCCUAGUUUCUUUGUCCGUCUGCUUACAGGGCUGUCCACCUUACAAUGGUUCACAGAGGCAACCAGCCUACAAGGGUGUCGACUCACAGAAGAGCCUUUGCUGGAGGGUACUUCGGAUUAGAGUGGUGUCUAUAUAUCUUACAGUGUAUCCACAUUAAGGGGCUGUCUGCUCGACCUUGAUGGGUGUCCACUUAACAAGGCUACCUUACAGUAGUGUCAAAUACAUGGUGUGCCUGUCUUAAAGCAAAGUUCCCAUACAGUAGAAGUGAGGGAUUUCCGCCUAGUAUUAGCGUCCACCCAACAGUAGCGUUUUCCGCCUACAGAUGCGCCCAUGCUAAAAAAACAUUCUCCCGUUAACAGGGUCACUAUAUUUAAAAAAAAAAAUGGCAGAUGAGACUGAAUGGCAAUAUGAACACUAAAAACAGAUGAGAAACGUAUCAUAAGGUACCUUACCGUGGAGGACGUUUUAUCAUCGAGAGCAAAAACAACAGAUACACUGUCGUGGCUAACCUCGGAUAUCUGCCAAGACAAUUCAAGAAUCAUUAUUAUCUUUCCAGUGCCACUAAUUCCACGUUCCUAUGAAUUGUUGUUUUCAUUUUUUUCCUGUCUUUCUUUGUUUUGCCUUGAGGUCAGAGGCACGAUUGACAUACUGUCAUAAGUAUGUUUUGCGUAGCAAUAGGUACUUUAAGAUCCAACGACGCGGACGGCAACGAGAACGUAAAAAAACAAUAGGUUUUAUAAGCAAAACAAUAACUUUGCACGUGCAUCACACUUAUUGGUACAUUUCUUUGCCGUUUUUGCCCGACUACGACGUGAAAUUGCCUAAUCUCGCGUUUUAUGGAUUAUGUCAACAAGCAACGACCAAAUUUUAUUUCUCUUUCUGAACUUGGAAAUGGUCCAUUGGAAUUCAACUCCAGGAGGAUUCGCCUACAUUUGACAAAGUAAUUGGGUAGGAAUAAUUGCGAUUAAGACUGAAAAAACGCAAAUUCACUUUUUAGGCGACGUUCUCGUUGCCUUCGCGUCUUUGGAUCUUAAAGUCCCUCAUGUAUCUGAGCUACGUGAAGUAAUCACUGCGUUGCCUUUCUACAAUAUAACUGUAUUGUCAUUGUAUUCAAUUGUAUUCUCAUUUAUUUAGCCCCCUCACUAGAUGUCAAUAGUACAGGGAUUACAGGGAUGUGCUUACCAACUGCUCCGCUGAUGUUUCGAAGGAAUCUUGUUUUUCCGCUGACAGAUCGGAAUGAAAGGUCGCCUAACGUGCGAAAUAAAUAUACAUCAUCAUACAAAUGAUUAAUUUGUUAGUUUAGUUCGUCACAUGUGAAGAUCGACGUUUGUCCCGGAGACGAUCUUCAGACGUUCUAUCCGUCUCGGCUGCUUCAGACGAUAAGGAAAAUUUAGCCUCGUUCGGGAGAAACACCCGCUGGCUGGCUAAAAUUUCUUGUAGGUCUGAUUCAGUUGAUUGGUUCGACGCGUCCUAAGUUCGACGUUUAAACUAUCAGACGAUCUUAACCUAACUGAUGAAAGUCGACCAAGAGCCAUCGUCUUCCAAUAAACACUAGGGCGCACGCUUUAAUAUAACUUACCGCAACAUUUCUUUUCUGAAGCAGUUCUUUUAGUUGCUCACAAAAGUGUGAUAGGCCUUGUCCAAUAACCAAGGCUCUAUGGAUUUUUUUUCUCUGAUUACAAGAAUAACAGUCAAAGUUAAUCGAUGACGACAGUGUUUAUUUCGUAUACUUCAAUCUAUAAACAGGUUCUAUUGUAACACUGAAUACAUUAAAUCCAUAUAAUAAUAUACAGAUUUAACCAAGCUAAAAGCGAAUCUUCAGUUUGUAGACUUAAUAAUAAACUUCCAUUCCAUUUCACUCACCUUUUAAGGGGUGACCAUGGGAGAUUUAAGAAAAAAAGUAUCCGGCAAACUGACCUACAACACAUCUUCCCACCGAGCUAAACUCUUAUAUUUAUAGCAAAAAUAAUAAUGAAUAAAGUUCGAUAACAGUAGUAGCCUUAAAGAAGAAUUUUUGCCCGAACCUGCGUCACAUAACUCCUCAGCACACCUGUUUUCGAACUUAUUACAAUCAGCCCCUAAAAUAAACAAAACUAAAAGGUGCCUUUAAUUCACGCCCGCACAUACUCUUCGGUGGAGGCCAAUUUACAGGUUACCAUUUUUAGGGUCGAUUUUCCAGUCUAAAGGAAAGACCUAAAUGAAAAGUUGGGCCGAUUUUUGUGUACGUUGUGUGCUUUUAUAUGUUUUCUUUGCAACAUCUCUUAAUAUCUCGACAUCCGCACACUGACGCAGGAACCAAUAUUGUUAAUUCCAACCAGACACACUAACGAAAUGGAAGCAGGUACUUGAUAAUCAUAAUUAUGCGAAUUAAUUAAUGUAAGUGUUAGUUCAUGCUAUAAGCUCAGUGAAAAGGUGUCAACCGGAAUUUUCUCACCGCAUGACCGAUGACCUAGCGAAAAAAAAAAAAGGAACAGCUUUGACGACGCAUACAUGAUGGUGAACCAGACAAGCUCAUUACCACCAGGCAUAGCUAUAUUUCUUUCAGCUCUAAAUUUUGUUCUUUCCAUCACCGCAUUCGUGGGGAACACACUGAUCCUGGUGGCUCUUUAUAAAGUACCUUCUAUUCAUCCACCGACAAAACUGCUAUUUCGAUGUCUUUCAGUCACUGAUCUUUGCGUUGGCCUUUUUCUGCAACCAUUGUUUGUUAUCCGUGUACUAAAUAGUGCGACAAAGAUAAUUAGCCCUGGGAAUUUUUUCUACAUCAUCGAAGCAAAUUCAUCUUUAAGUUUUAUUUUGUGUGCAGUAUCAGUCCUGACAUCGACCGCUAUAAGUUUAGACAGACUUCUCGCCCUUACGCUGGGCCUGCGAUACAGAAUCGUUGUAACGUUGAAGCGAGUUGCUGUACUAGUUACUUGUUUCUGGUUGAUUGGUAUUUUGUUGGGAAUGAUGCGCUCUUUCGUGAGCUUACGAAUUGCUUUAAAUGGGGCUAUAAUCUGGGCAAUAUUAUCGUUAGUAGCCUCAACCUUUUCCUACGUAAAGAUAUUUCUCAAACUUCGGCAACACCAAGGUAGAGUGCAAGACCGUCGUAAACAAGAGCAACAGAACGAAGGAUUACCGCGGCCAUUAAACAUGCAACGAUACAGGAGAACCGUUUCCAGCAUAACCUGGAUUCAGAUGACAAUGGUUGCUUGCUAUGUUCCAUUUAUAGUAGCGACAGUGUUAAACCGUUAUAGAAGAGACAGUGAUAUCGCGUGGACUGUUUCAGUCACAAUGUUAUACUUAAAUUCCUCUCUGAACCCAUUAGUUUUUUGCUGGAAGAUGAAA
Messenger RNA from Porites lobata, 12803 nucleotides. Lineage: Eukaryota; Metazoa; Cnidaria; Anthozoa; Scleractinia; Poritidae. The record is from the annotation of a GenBank genome assembly.